Molecule: messenger RNA, 1863 nt
Organism: Apiotrichum porosum
Lineage: Eukaryota; Fungi; Basidiomycota; Tremellomycetes; Trichosporonales; Trichosporonaceae
Exons: 6
Coding region: 1-1863 (620 amino acids)
Biological process (GO): endocytic recycling; retrograde transport, endosome to Golgi; Golgi to vacuole transport
Cellular component (GO): GARP complex
Molecular function (GO): syntaxin binding
Source: RefSeq, a predicted model, not a curated record
AUGACCUCUUCGCCUGGGAUCGAGCUCGUGCUCGAGACUCCAGGCGCUGGGCCAUCGCGCCGUGCUCCGUCCACCCCGCCGCCGCUCCCUGACCCCUUGUUGGACGAAGACGACGAGGACGCCGACCGCGAGCUGUUUCUGCGAAGGCAAAAGGAGUACACCGACCUGGAGCGGUCGGUGGAGGCCUCUGCCGAGCUGCUGACGUCGCUGGCCUCGUAUCUCACCACUUUCCAGGACAACCUGUCCGACGUCUCGGGCCAGAUUGCCGACUUGCAGGCGCGGAGUGACGAGAUUGAGAGGCAACUGAAGGGACGACGCGUCAUCCUGCCACCUCUGAAUGCGCUGCUGUCCGACCUCAUCAUCCCGACCUCCCUCGUGCUCACGAUCCGCGACACGGAGCCAAGCGCCAACCCCACUCUGUGGCUACAGGCCGUUGCUGAGCUCGAGGACAAGAUGGUGGCCGUCAAGUCGCGCGGCAGCAAGGUCAAGGCUGCGCGCGAGCUCGAAAGCGUCAUCGAGGGCCUGUCGCUCAAGGCAAUGAAUGCCCUGCCGCCGUUCCUCCUCACCCUCAUCCGCCCACUUCGCUCUGCCUCCAAGGGCCUGAGUACCAACUUGGCGGUGAUGCAGACGUCUCUGCUGCUCAAGUAUCAGCCGUUCUACGCCUUUCUGUUCCGCCAGUCGCCCCGACACGCCAAGCAGGUCGAGCGCGGCUACGCCAAUGCGGCGCGCGCAUACUAUGAGACGGGCAUGAGGCGAUAUUCACGUGCUCUGACUCAGGUCCGGGCGCGCGUGGUGGAAAAGCACGAGCUUGUCGGCGUCGUCAGCUCUGAAGAAGCCGCAGCGUCGACUGGCAAGACCCCCGCCAGCGUCAAGCAAAUGUACGAGCGGCUCCAGUUUGCCGAUCUCGACAUUGACGGCGAUGCUGGCGCGGUCAUUCUCGCGUACAUGGUCGACGACAAGGAGCUGACUGUGCCCAUCGAGGCACUGUUCCGCUCUCUCGGUCUCGUGCUGCUCGACAAUGCCUCGGCAGAGUUUACCUUCCUCGUGCGCUUCUUUGCACCCACCUCGAUCACACCAUCGUCGGCCCAGCACCGCGAACGUGUCCGGUCACACGAAACGACCCCUGUCGACUCGCCCGUCCUCGGCCCCGUAUCCGAGGCAGGUCGCUCACGUGUCGGUCGGCGACGGAACGGCGCGGCCGCCACGCCAGACCCAUCAGAGGGCCUCAAGGAGGCCGAGCGGAUCUGGCACGAGGUGUUCGACUCGGCCCUCGAGUACUGCACAGCCUUCUUUACCACCACUCUCACCCCGACUCCUCCCAACUCGAUCCCCUUGCUCACCCUCAUUCGCCUCAACGACAAGCUCAUCGCCACCGCCGAGAGCCGUGGCGCGUCCCCACUCGUGCCAUACCUCACGGGCUGGAAGAUGCAGCUCUGGCCCCUGUACCGCAAGUCGAUGGACGCGCAUAUCGAGAGUAUCAAAGUCCUCGCCGACCAGGCCGAGGGUAAAGGUAUUGCCGGGUUCAUCGGCAAGGGUGUCAAGGACGGGCAGGUUCGCGCCGUGGCUGUCAAGUAUGCCGCCGUGUUCUCGUGUGUCGUUGCGUUGUCAGACGAAGCAGAGGAGGCCAUGAUGUUUUCGAGCACGACACGCAUGCGUACCGAGCUCGUGCGCCUUGCGCAGACCCAGGCCAACAAGAUCAAGGACGUGGCCCAGCGCCACUCGUUCCUGUCCUCCAUUUACGAGGUCGUCAUGCGGGAGCUCGUCGCUGGUCCCGGCGCGCCCACGCACCCGCGUCUCCAGAGCGAGCUAUCGUUCUUCCGCACGCGCGAGGAGGAGGCGCGGAGGAGGAUCGCGCAGCAGUGA